GCAUUACAGAUAAUCCUUCUGCUCUGGCUCUGUUAUACAUCUAUACAAAGGCAUCAUACAUCGAUACCUUGUUUCCUGAACAAGCAAGCAAUCAAGAGAUCCCCAAAGCAAUCGCAACAAUGGAGUUUGAUCCUGCCGAGAAUGACAUGGACUCUGAAGUGUUGGAGAAUGCUCGAUACAUUCCCGUAGUUGUGUUGGGGACGCUGUCUAGCACUCUAUCGCUGAUCGGUUCCGGUUGCAUUGUCUACAUGUCCUCUCAGCAACUAGAUCAGAUCAAGCAACGCCUCCUCUUUGGACUUAGCUUGGCGGAUUUUGUGAAUUCAGUGAGCCGUCUGCUGAUGCCAUUCAUGGUACCAGCCAGUCUGGGGCUGCCCGGAGCACUAGGGGACCAUGCGAGCUGUUCUGCUGUCGCCUUCUUCUUUGCGGCAUCCAACAAGUUAGCAGCCAGCUAUGCUGCAUAUUUGAGCAUAUACUUUCUCUUGUUGGUCCGUCGUAAUUGGAAGGAACAUGACUUUACCUUUCCUCUGGAAUUUGCAGCGCAUGCGAUUGCCUUGAUCAUUCCUUUGGCAUUGGACAGUGCAGCUGUGGCGACAGAAUCGAUGAACCCAAGAAUAUCCGUGAAUAACCUAUGUCUCUAUUCAGCGUACCCCCCGGGGUGCACAGAUGAAGAUGAUUGCGAGCGGUCCACAUGGCGCACCGGCGAGACACUGGUGGACAUUGCAUCUAUCCACUUCUUCUUCAACAUUGCACUGUGUCUCUUUUGCACUGGGUUGGUUUGGGUGACAGUCCGAAAAACGCUUAGGCGGAUAAGCCGGUACAACUUUGCAGUAUCAUCUUCAGUGGUACAGGGCGAACUCCCACUGGGUUCCUACUCCAAGAGAUGGAGUUCUCGCUUCUUGUUGGCAAGGACAAGCAGCUGGGAAUCUCAACCAGACCUCCAAGGGAAGCGCAUUCGGCAAGUCGGCACUCGGGCUCAAUUGUAUACUGCAGCAUACGUCCAUACGUGUUUCUGGCCGCUGCUCUUGGUGAUCAUGACAAACAUUUAUUCACCGGAGGAUGUUGAAGAAAACAAGCUGAACCCUGGCUGGUAUGCCCUUUUAAAAAUUUAAUGUCCUCUUACCUCCGCAGGUUAACUGCCUGAGUCCUCUACCCCUUUAAUGGCAAAUAUUCUGUCUGUGGGAUCCCCCUGGUUUUGUCUGUGGGAUCCCCUUGUUUAGUGUCUGUGGGAUCCCCCUCAUUUCCUGUCUGUGGGAUCCCCUAUUCCGGUGAAGCCAGGGUAUAAGGAUAGAGAUAAUAUAAGCUGGCAAAACUGGAAAUUGAAGGUUCAAUAAAAAGUUAGGGGUAGGAAUAUAUCAAUGUAAUUUAAGGUUAGUGCACUCAGCACAAAAACACAAUAAGCCAGCAAGUGUUGUAAAUCUAGAGUUACACGAUCGAAUGAUA
Messenger RNA from Seminavis robusta, 1440 nucleotides. The record is from the annotation of a GenBank genome assembly. NCBI's taxonomy places the organism in Eukaryota, Bacillariophyta, Bacillariophyceae, Naviculales, Naviculaceae.